This is a messenger RNA of Acyrthosiphon pisum (pea aphid), 1048 nucleotides long. Its product is annotated as aromatic-L-amino-acid decarboxylase-like. Gene Ontology annotation, cellular component: cytoplasm. Gene Ontology annotation, molecular function: pyridoxal phosphate binding; aromatic-L-amino-acid decarboxylase activity. The coding region runs from base 35 to 553 and encodes 172 amino acids. The record is from RefSeq and is a predicted model, not a curated record. Lineage: Eukaryota; Metazoa; Arthropoda; Insecta; Hemiptera; Aphididae. Gene Ontology annotation, biological process: catecholamine metabolic process; amino acid metabolic process; carboxylic acid metabolic process. The transcript is spliced from 2 exons.
CAAAUUACUGUCAUAUAUCAUCGAAAAUAUUUCGAUGUUACAGCAUUGGCAAAUACCGUUGGGCCGGAGAUUCAGAUCGUUGAAAAUGUGGUUCGUGUUGAGGCUGUAUGGCGUGGAGGGUCUACAGGCACAUAUCAAAAAGCAGGUUCACUUGGCGGACUUGUUCGGGAAGCUCGUCAACCAGGAUCCGAGGUUUGAAGUCAUCACGGUCACCAUGGGACUGGUUUGCUUCCGAUUGAAGGGCAACAACGACUGGACGAAAAGCCUUUACGAGCGACUGAUGGCUAGCGGACAAAUCUAUCUGGUAACGACCACCGUCAGGUCGAAGUUGGUCAUACGGUUCGUGGUCUGCAGCCGACUGACGGAAGAGGUCGACGUGCAGUUCGCGUGGGACGAGAUACGCGGACAGGCCGACCGUGUGGACAGCGAACGCGACGUGGCGCCUGCGAGCAUUUGCAACGGCCUUCCAGGAGCAUGGCCAAAGGACAAGGUGGACUGCGAAGAACUCACCGCUGCCACCCCCAUCGUCGUCAAGUCCCUGACCCAAGGAUGAGCUACCUAUACGAUAAAUAUAUAUAGACAUAUAGUUAUCGUCUUCAUAAUAUAUAAUAUACCUUCAUUAGGUGUCGUUAUUAUUAAGAAUUAGGACGCACGAGUGAUUUUGAAAUGUGUACAUUAUUAUUAGUAUUAUUAUUAUCAUUAAUGUUAUUUGUUAUUAUAAUUAAUCCAUGUGUGCAAUCGUAUAGUGCUAAAAUAAGAAACCGAAAAACCAUCACGCUCCGACCAAAAGUUUAAUACCUACAUUUAGAAUACAUUUUCGAUACCUAAAUACGCAACCGAUAUUUGUUCGUAUUAUUCCGCGUGUAUUGUGCUAACUGUUAAUAAUAAUAUAUAGUUUAUAAUACUAUCCUCGAAAUCGUUAACGUCAUUUCGAUUCAUUCUUUGUAUUAGUUACUAUAUUUACGUAAAAAUAAUAAUAUUUAGGCAAUUGUUUUGUUCUGAAUUCAUUUGCUAUUAUUCCGUAUUCGAUGGGUGUAGGAAGCGUUAC